Molecule: messenger RNA, 635 nt
Organism: Drosophila miranda
Lineage: Eukaryota; Metazoa; Arthropoda; Insecta; Diptera; Drosophilidae
Product: pescadillo homolog
Exons: 3
Coding region: 175-612 (145 amino acids)
Biological process (GO): maturation of LSU-rRNA from tricistronic rRNA transcript (SSU-rRNA, 5.8S rRNA, LSU-rRNA); ribosome biogenesis
Cellular component (GO): nucleolus; PeBoW complex
Molecular function (GO): RNA binding
Source: RefSeq, a predicted model, not a curated record
CUGUCAUAUUUCCGCCUCAGUGAAGCAGCAAGCCGAGAGGUUUAAUUUUGAUUCUAUUCAACCAACAACUAAACGCGACCGAGAACACAAAAAACGUGUGUUUUGGUGGGUGCGAAUUGAUCUGUAUAAAACAGAUUUAACCAGACAAAAGGGGGUUUUUGCCAACAAUCCACAAUGAGACGUCCGAAGAAGUACGAAGCCGGAGAGGCCACCCAAUACAUCAGUGGUCGGGCGGCGAUUCGGAAGCUCCAGCUGUCGCUGAAUGACUUCCGCCGUCUGUGCAUCCUCAAGGGUGUCUAUCCGCGCGAGCCCAAGCACAGGCGUCGUGCCCAGAAGGGCUCCUCGGAGAUCAAGAUCCUGUACCACACCAAGGACAUUCGGUUCCUGCUGCACGAGUCCAUUGUGUGGACGCUGCGUGAUUACAAGAUCUUUGCCAAGAAAACCAGCCGCGACCGCGCCAUCAAAGAUUUUCGCAACCUGAAGCGCAGAUUGGCCCUGUUCCCCGAAAUCAAGCUCGAUCACAUUGUCAAGGAACGCUAUCCGACCUUCAUAGACGCCCUCAAGGACCUGGACGAUUGCCUGACGAUCGCUUAUCUCUACAUUAGCACGUGAAUAUAAAUUAAUACAGAAAAACC